CAUCACCGUGCGACGUCACUAGAAUCAAGCGCCACAUUUUCCUUCGUCAAUUUCCUUUCCUCCCGGUUUGAACGUUUGUUGUUAAAGAUCAGAUUUCAGGACAUUGACCAAAACUGAUGCACCAUGAGCAUAUUUGGUACAAACUCUGGGUUUGGGACCGGUGGGACAGGUGUGUUUGGAAGCACAACAACUGACAGCCAUAAUCCCAUGAAGGACGUCGAAGUGACAUCACCACCAGAUGACAGCAUUAGCUGCCUAGCUUUCAGCCCCCCCACGAUGCCUGGUAACUUCCUGAUCGGGGGAUCCUGGGCCAAUGAUGUUCGGUGCUGGGAGGUGCAGGACAAUGGACAAACCGUCCCCAAAGCCCAACAGAUGCACACUGGUCCUGUGCUGGAUGUCUGCUGGAGUGAUGAUGGGAGUAAGGUUUUCACAGCGUCUUGUGACAAGACUGCCAAGAUGUGGGAUCUCAACAGUAACCAAGCAAUGCAGAUCGCACAGCAUGACGGCCCAAUCAAAGCCAUCCAUUGGAUAAAAGCUCCCAACUACAGCUGCGUUAUGACCGGCAGCUGGGACAAAACACUGAAGUUCUGGGACACCCGUUCUCCCAAUCCCAUGAUGUCUCUGCAGAUGCCAGAGAGAUGCUACUGUGCAGAUGUUGUCUAUCCCAUGGCAGUGGUGGCCACCGCAGAGAGGGGUCUGAUUGUGUACCAGCUGGAAAACCAGCCAUCUGAAUUUCGCCGAAUAGACUCUCCUCUGAAGCACCAGCACCGCUGUGUUGCCAUUUUUAAAGACAAGCAGAACAAGCCGACAGGCUUCGCUUUGGGAAGCAUCGAGGGGCGAGUGGCUAUUCACUAUAUCAACCCUCCCAACCCAGCCAAAGACAAUUUCACCUUCAAGUGCCACAGGUCUAAUGGAACCAACACCACCACUCCACAGGACAUCUAUGCCGUCAACGCAAUCUCCUUCCAUCCGGUCCAUGGCACUCUGUCCACUGUGGGUUCGGACGGACGCUUCAGCUUCUGGGACAAGGACGCCCGCACCAAGUUGAAGACCUCCGAGCAGCUGGACCAGCCGAUCACGGCUUGCUGCUUCAACCACAAUGGCAACAUCUUCGCGUACGCUUCCAGUUAUGAUUGGUCAAAGGGCCAUGAGUACUACAACCCCCAGAAAAAGAACUACAUCUUCCUGAGGAAUGCUGCAGAGGAGUUGAAGCCCCGAAACAAGAAAUGAUUCAUCGUGCCGAGUCACAUCUCUCGUGAGGAAGACCUGCUGCUUUAGUCUGUGUAUGCGCUUGAGGCGGACCCCUACCUUUUGGCAAACACCUGGACCAAUGAUAUGGUGCAGCGUUCAGUGCAUGGACCAAUCAGAAAGGCAGACUCAACCUGGCACUCAUGGAAGCUGGGUCACAGUCGUUCAUACUAUUCAUUGUAGGAGGUGAUGUGUUCAGCUUUCUUUUUUAAUUUUGCAGUUACUCUGUGGUUUAGCUUUAUAAAUGUACUUGGAUGUAAAAUAAAUAACGAAGCACA
This is a messenger RNA of Synchiropus splendidus (mandarinfish), 1526 nucleotides long. It is a transcript of the gene rae1, whose product is annotated as ribonucleic acid export 1. Gene Ontology annotation, molecular function: RNA binding; ubiquitin binding. The coding region runs from base 124 to 1230 and encodes 368 amino acids. Gene Ontology annotation, cellular component: nuclear pore. The transcript is spliced from 13 exons. Lineage: Eukaryota; Metazoa; Chordata; Actinopteri; Syngnathiformes; Callionymidae. The record is from RefSeq and is a predicted model, not a curated record. Gene Ontology annotation, biological process: transcription-dependent tethering of RNA polymerase II gene DNA at nuclear periphery; RNA export from nucleus.